Messenger RNA from Cryptococcus wingfieldii CBS 7118, 483 nucleotides. RefSeq lists its product as hypothetical. The transcript is spliced from 2 exons. The record is from RefSeq and is a predicted model, not a curated record. Bases 1 to 483 code for a protein of 160 amino acids. Lineage: Eukaryota; Fungi; Basidiomycota; Tremellomycetes; Tremellales; Cryptococcaceae.
AUGUUCCAGGAACCCCAGGACUUCUUUUCUAAUGGCGAAUUCCUCCUUGCGGACAGUGGCUUCACACCCAACCCAAACUGCCUUCCAAACUACAAGAACAAUGCUGGAGGUCGAAACAGGCAUGCAGGUACAGCCAGAGACCACAAAGUCUUCAACGACCACGUCAAGAAGGUCAGAGUGCGCAUAGAACACACCAUUGGCUACUGGAAGGCGUCACUGAACUACUUCACAACUGGGUCGGUCAUUGACCAUGAAAAUCUUGAAGAUGAGGAAAUAAUCGACCCCGACGAUUUGGAAGAGAUCAUGCGAGAGGAGGCAGUAGCUAGUGACAGAAUGGACCAAGAAGCUAUCCAGGAGCUCACCGAGGCCGAGCGGCGGGAUAAUGGGUGGAGGCGUGAGGCUGUGCGAAGACAGAUUGAGGACAUGCAAGCGCGGGGAGAGAACGUUGCGUAUGUGGAUCCAGAGUUACCGCUUUUUGCAUGA